CACCGAGCAUCCAUCCACCAUCUUGGUCUCAUCUUGUCUCUCCAUCCACUGCAUCUUCCAUCAUCUUCUCCUGCAUCGUCACUGCAUACUCUCUCCUCAACACCCUCGCCCUCCUUCCGUCUCUCCACAUGCCACUCCUCGCUCUCUAGCUCCCCGCCACCCCACAUCCCGUGACCCCCAUUCCUUCAAUCUCGCCGCGCCAUGCCAACACCGCGCUACCCCCCGGCAGGCUUGCGCGCGGCACAUCCGUCGCUCGGCAACAAGGCUCCACACAAACGGCGUGCCAGCGGGCAGCCCACCGCCGAUGUAUCGCUCGCCGACCCCGUGCCCAUCGAGGAGUUUCCUCCGCCAGCCUGGCGAACCGUCCUCAACUCGCGUGCCGACCUCGGAUACCCGGACUUCUAUCCAUCACGGCCCGGUUUCGGCCAGCCUGAAGAUGAGAUGAGCGACACCUUUGUCAAGUCCGGCUUCUCCCUCAAGCCGGCUGUUAAUGUGACGGCGGAGAGCUUCUCCAUGCAUGGCCCGGUGUACCAGCAGCUCCAGACCGGCGGCCUGGAACGGCUGAUGGAGUUGGGCCGCGAGAUCAUUGCGCAGCGGAAUGCUGCCAUGCCUUCUUUCCAAGAAAGGGCGUUCCGCAUCCCCGUGCGUGUGACAUACAACGAUACCAAGCGGUCACAGUUCAUCGCCGACCUCGCCAACCCUGCCAUUCCAGUUACGCGGCUCAUGCGCAAUCCCGUUCCCCACGGCUUCAAGGGUGUCGAGCUCCUCGAGACCAUGUUCCAUCCCCCUCAGCCUGGGAUGCGCCCCGGCACCGUCAGCGCUGCGGGGAAGCCCCCACCUGAACCAAUCCCGAUCGAUAGGGCGCUGUGGUUCAUCCGGAUCCUCGGCGCAAACGAGAUCAGCGCACAUCGUGGACGAGCUCAACCGGUGUCAUCGGUGCAGGCUCCCAGCCCAGCUGCAGCUACGCCUAGCUCAACAGCCACCUCCGCCCCAGUGCCGCUGCCGCUCAACUCGAACGACUGGUACACUGCCGAGUUCACCACUGCUUUUACUGCAUGGCUGCGCAUGCAAUUAGCGCAACUUGUGUUACCCACCAAGCCCAAGGCGGGAGGAGGUGGUGGGACACUGCCACCUCCCAAGACGCCCACAGGCGUUCUGGGCGACGAGAAAAGCCGCACACGAUGGCUUGCCAAGUGGCAGUACUCCAACACCCUUCUCAAGCAACUGAACCGGAAACGCCUAAUUUCUCAACGGCAACUGGUCGGCUGGCUCGCUGACUUCCUUGGCCAAGCGAACCUGGCCCAGGUCGGCUUCGUCGCACAGUUGAUCCACGAAAACCUCAAUGAUGUUGCGGAAAGCUCGAGCAUAUCCCGGCAUUGCGUGCGUUCUGCGUGUGUGAAGCUCAAGGAGAUACGGGGCUCGCCGGCGAAGGAGACAAUGACAAAGGUCGACGAGCAGCUCACCACGAUCAUCCGCGUUCUAUAUGAAACCGACCCCGAGGUCAUGCUCUCCCCAACGACAUGGGUUCGCUUCUCGCCACUCGUGGGAUCGAUCGUCGACUCAGUUACUCCUCUCUGGGCGGAUCUUGAGCGCCGGAACAACGCCCUGAUGUUCAAGCCCAUCGUGGUAGACCCCGGGGCCAGCCCUAGGCGACAACAGAUGGCCGAAAUCCACAUGCUUGACUCGAUCUGCGCUGAGACGGACAUGUCUGCGCUCUGUAAGGCAUACUUUAGUGGGCCUUGCGCUCCAACAAGCCCAAAGAUCGACGUGUCAAAGCUCGAGGAAAAGGUUUUCAUUCUCGUCAACUGGGCAAUGGGCCUGUACCACAUGGGCGUGCACAGGCCCUACGCCGUGUACACCAUGUUGAAGAAGUGGCAGCAAUGGCACGAGGAGAUCAGGCCAAACGACCAUUUUGACUUCUUUCCUAUCCUGUACAAGUGGUUGGAUACCUCGGUUCCGGCGCGCAAAGCGGAAAAUGUCCUGCCGAUCGGUAUCUCCUUCGGCGAGCUCACGCGCCAGGGCCUUUUCUCGUACGGACGGUACUUAAACACCCUUAUCUCACAUGGCCACAGCGCCCGCUUCUCGAAGGGGAAGGGGCCACCGUCGCACCACCUCGAGCUCCUCCGCGUAAUGCCAAUAUUCGUCGAGGCGCCCGAUCUGCUCGAGCAGCGACGCCUCGUGCUCAGCGGUGACGGUGAGAAUCGAGAGCGCGAGCAGGCCGAAGAAGACCAUCAGCUCGAGACCUUCCGCCAGGAGAUGAAAGAGUACGUACCCGAGGUCUUCGGCCUGCGGCGAUACGGCAAGAGUGCAUUUAUCCGCGAGAGCAUCGACUAUCAGAUCCCCAUGGCGGCGGGCAUUACGCGCUUUGAGUUUGUCCACAGCCGCUUCUGGCUGUUUGCGGCUGCUGUCCACCACUUCAAGCGUCAAGGCUCACAGCCACCCAUGGACGCCAGCACGUACGCACGCGUCAUGAACGUCUUCAUGCAGUGCCGAGGAUACUCGACUUUGGCAGAUUUCCUCGUCAAGGGCAUCACCGGCACUGAAGACCCCGAGAUCCUCCUUAUUAUCCUGGACUCGAUCAAGCGCGAUGCCGACGUCUGGACCUCCAUCGAUAGGUGGAAUCAGAUCACGGCUGCGCUCGUGGCCCGUUUUCGCGCUAUGCAGAGACGUGGCGAGUUCUGCGCCCCGCUCGUCGCCGUUCUCCAGAUGCUGGUCCAGCACCACCGUCUGGUCGACCCGCACGCCGAGGCGGAGGUGCUCAAAGCCAGAGAACGACAUAGACGCGUAUCGCCGGAGGCCCCUUCCAUCGCGGUCGACAUGGACCAGAGUAUGGAGGGGUUGCGGCAGGUCAUCACCGCAGGCAACACCGAGAAAGCAGUCGGACUGGCCCCCAAGAUGUUCACCCGGCACGGCAAGUUUGACUUGUGGUCGACGACUUGGUGGCAGAAUGUUAUCCAAGCCGUUCAGGCAGGCGAGGCAGGCAAGCCGAACGCCGUGAACGCCGCGGUGGCGCACAUCACCGAGGUCAUUGACCAGGCAGGUGACGGGUCGCUGAGGCCCGUGUUCGUCACUUGGGUCGCGUCUCUUACCCCGAGCACUCGGGUUGACCUAUUUGGCAGGCGCAGCGUGCCGCCGGUUGUCCGCAUGCUGCUCGUGCUCAUUGUCAGGCGUCUCCUUGGCUCACACACACUCCUUGAGCAAGUCCUCUUCCCGGAGCUCAAGCAUGCUGCAUCUCUCGUUUCGGCCUCACAUCCGCGACUGUCAAGCAAACGCACGUAUGCCGUCGAGUGGGCAGUCACCCUCGCUCAGCAGCUUCUUCUGUGUACGCCCCACAAGAGUCUGCCACCUGCCAGCCUACGCGAGGCGUAUGUUGUGCAGACGGCCCGGGCGGCCGCCUUCCACGCCUCCAACGUCCCCAACCUGAUCCAGCACCUACCCGUCCUCGUCGUCCUGGAGCGCUCAAAGCUCGUUCCCGAGAAGACGCGGAACCAGAUCGGCGUCAUCUUCCGCGGCCUCGCCGAGUUGCCACAGUUCAAGACCGCUGCAUUCCGCAAUCUCGACGUGCUCAAAGACGCUUUCCUGUCCAAUGACUGGAUCAAGCGCUCCAACGACUCCUCGCUGGAGACUGGCAUGGUCGAGGGCCUCAAGCUCAUGAUGUCGGACAAGCGCUCAAAGUCUUCAGAGAGUCUGCCCACGCUCGAGGGCGGCGGCAAGUACAGCGCAUGGCGGUACACGCGCAUCGUGCUCGAGAUGAGGGUGGAGUUCAAGCGUCUGACCAUGCGCAUCGCCAACAACGAGGAGCCGCACGAGGCUCGCAAGCAACUGUCGCAGAUUGUCAAGCAGUCGUUGGACCGCGAGGCUACGCCCGAUGAUACGGACUUGCUCGUUGAGGCGUUCCGCGGCGCCGACUCUGUCGUCGCGCAGGAGAUUUUGGCUGUAGGGCUAGAGCGUCUCGGCGACCUCCUCCGCCGCUUGCUCGGCGCUGAGGACCAGCACCAGGUGGAGCAAACUUCAAGCGGCAUUGAUCUUGUGCUGCGUGUCAUCAGCAGCAUUGGGCGUCAGGAUCGACUCGAAGCAGCCGCGGCCGCCGCUCGGGACCGUCUUUUCAACCUCCUGGCCGACGCCUUCCAAUCGCUCGAACGACACGUAUCCAACGAGGACGACGUGCACAUGCUUCCGGGCGCUACGCCACCCGAGCCCGGCACGAUACUGAAGGCUGUUCUCAACCUCCUUCGCUUCGUCCUCUCAAUCCCUUCAACUGAGAUCCACAUCCCGUCGUCUCCCAAACCUGACUUCGGCGCUCUGGUCGUUGCAUUCUUGCAUCUUGCAGUUGCCCUGUGUUCCCGUUCGCAGGGAUACACUAAUAUGGAAUCAAUGCGCGAUCUGUUGAUAUUCCUUGUCGACUCAGUCCCGGCAAACAGCCAAGCGGCCGUUUAUCACGCGCGCGUAUUUGAGGCCUCAACGCCCGCUGUGCAAGAUCUUCUCGCUCGCUCGCCGUCAUUCGCCAGCGCCCUCCCGCGACCGAAGACGGAUUACCGCGCCAUGUCAAUGUGCAGCUCAUCUGGCCUGGUAGACAGCGACAUGGGUAUGGCCCUCGAGGACAGACCAUGGGAGAUGGUUGAGCAAAUGGUCGACCAGCCGAUUCUCAAGCAUUGCGAUAUGUUCCUCACUUCAAAGGCUUUGAAAGACACAUCGUCGAUCCCUAUAGCCCUGUUCAAGCCGCAGUUGGUGCGUGACGAGGUCCCCGACGCCGCACGUGAAGGAGAACAUCCGUGGGAGUACGCAUCUUCGGAGCGCAACCUCGGAAACGGCUUUGGGGGCGAACCCAUCGCCGCACGUCAAGCCGCGACAAUCCUGUAUGCCCGCAAGGACGGCAAUGUGGGCGACCAACCGACGCUGGUGAUGCCCCCCACGCCCGCGAAGGUGAAGCGCUUGAACCCUCGCAAUAGUACACCUGUCAAGGGAGCAGGAACCAACAACGACCCUAUAUCAAUAGAAUCUGACGAAAGCGAGGAGGAAGAGGAGGAGCCUCGUCCUGCAAGCAAGCGCCCUCGCACUGGCUCGAAAACAUCCACGGGGUCUACGCGUCAGGUGACUGGCGGCAAGGCACCACGCAAGGCCGCGCCAGCGCGCAAGGCUCCCGCCAAGAAUGUGAGGAGCACAUCAGGAAAGGAAGUCAAGGGACGCCGAAAGAGUGGACAGGAGCAGUGAAUGCGCUCCCUUUCCAAGAGAGAUUGUUUGCAUUGCUUGAGACCACGCCUGCAUUGUACGCCCAAGAUGGAGAGUGCCCUCGGAGGACAUGUAGCAUGGCAUGCAAUUGUUGUAUCAUGGA
Messenger RNA from Cutaneotrichosporon oleaginosum, 5332 nucleotides. RefSeq lists its product as uncharacterized. NCBI's taxonomy places the organism in Eukaryota, Fungi, Basidiomycota, Tremellomycetes, Trichosporonales, Trichosporonaceae. Gene Ontology annotation, cellular component: mediator complex. Gene Ontology annotation, biological process: regulation of transcription by RNA polymerase II. Gene Ontology annotation, molecular function: transcription coregulator activity. The record is from RefSeq and is a predicted model, not a curated record.